AUGGACUACGAAAAGCAUAACAUCGCCCCCGACACAGGGUCGGGCGGCAGCCCACUACACCAGCCAGCCCACACGCUUACUUUUGAAACUGUCGUCAAGCAACUCAGCACUCAGAUAGACGAUGGUCUGGCCCCCGAAGAAGCCAGUCGUCGUCUUCAACAAUAUGGUCCAAAUAAACUGGACGAAGGCGAGGGCGUGUCGGUGCUCAAGAUUCUUGUGCGCCAGGUGCUGAUUCUGGCCAUGGCGGUCAGUUUCGGAAUUCAGUCGUGGAUUGAGGGUGGAGUCAUCUGCGCCGUGAUUGUCUUGAAUAUCGUGGUUGGGUUCUUUCAGGAGUACGCCGCGGAAAAGACGAUGCAGUCAUUGCAUUCACUGUCCUCACCCACGGGGACUGUCUCCAGAGGCGGACAGACUCUCUCAGUGCCGUCGGCGGAGAUCGUGCCGGGUGACAUGGUCGAGCUGAAGACGGGGGAUACCGUUCCGGCGGAUAUUCGCCUGGUGGAAGCAGUUAACUUCGAGACCGAUGAGGCUCUCCUGACCGGCGAGUCUCUUCCCGUUCAGAAGGAUUGUGACUCUACGUUUCAUGAAGAUACUGGCCCUGGUGACCGUCUCAAUAUCGCCUAUAGCUCGAGUACCGUCACUCGUGGCCGUGCCCGGGGCGUGGUGGUUAGUACCGGUAUGUUCACUGAAAUCGGUUCCAUUGCCCUCGCCUUGCGAGCCAGCGACAGCAAGCAUCGUCCCGUCAAGCGUGGCCCCGAUGGUGAGACCAAGAAGCGGUGGUAUGUCCAGGCCUGGGCUCUUACUGGAACGGACUCUGUGGGCCGAUUUCUGGGUGUCAAUAUUGGAACGCCCUUACAAAGGAAGCUGUCCAAACUGGCCUGUUUACUGUUUGCAGUGGCUGUUCUGUUUGCCAUUGUUUGCAUGGCGGCGAACCUCUUCAGCAGCAACACUGAAGUCAUCAUGUAUGCUGUUGCAACUGGGAUUAGUAUGAUUCCUGCAUGCCUGGUGGUUGUCCUUACCAUCACGAUGGCGGUAGGGACCAAGCACAUGGUCGCGCGGAAUGUCAUUGUUCGCAAGUUAGACUCGCUGGAGGCACUCGGUGCUGUCACCGAUAUCUGUUCUGAUAAGACUGGCACACUGACUCAGGGCAAAAUGGUGGUCAAAAAGGCAUGGGUUCCGUCUCAAGGCACAUACACCGUCAGCGCAUCCAACGAGCCGUUCAAUCCUUGCGUAGGAGAUGUUACCUUCACCUCUGCGUCUCCUUUGCAAUUUGAAACUGUGACGGAAGGUCGUGUCGCGGAAGAUGUAGAAGGCCUGGUCUCGGGAAACCGCUCGCUUGAGGACUUUCUGGACGCUGCCUCUAUGGCCAACCUUUCUCAUGUGUACCAGUCUGAAGACGGUGAAUGGAAUGCGAGGGGCGAACCCACAGAAAUCGCGAUUGAAGUGUUUGCAUCGAGGUUCAACUGGAACCGUGAUCGCUGGACCAAAGCCCCGGGUGCCGUUUGGUACCAAAAGGCGGAAUUUCCCUUUGACUCGACCGUUAAGAAGAUGUCUGUGAUUUUCAGCAAAGUCACCCCGCAGGGGGAACGCAGCAUGGUGUUUACCAAGGGCGCGGUCGAGCGCAUCGUCGACUGUUGCACCUCUGUGAUCUGGGACCAAGACUCGUCUACCCCGGUGCCCAUGACCGACGAUCACCGUGACAAGAUCUUCCAAAACAUGGAGGAGCUGGCCAAGCUGGGACUUCGCGUAUUGGCUCUGGCCCAUCGACCGUACACUGAGCAGACACGACUGCUCCAGGAUUCGGAUCUGGACCGUGAGGAAGUAGAAAAGGAUCUGUGCUUUCUUGGACUGAUUGGCUUGUAUGACCCCCCACGCCCGGAGACAGCCGGCUCGAUCCAGGCCUGCCAUCGGGCUGGAAUAGUUGUGCAUAUGGUCACUGGUGAUCACCCGGGGACUGCCAAAGCAAUCGCACAGCAAGUGGGAAUCUUGCCCGCUGAUUUCAGCACCGUCGCAGCAGAUGUCGCAGAUGCCAUGGUCCUGACUGCCAGCCAAUUUGACAAGCUCACUGAUGAGGAGGUUGAUGCACUUCCAACUCUCCCUUUGGUCAUUGCACGCUGUGCUCCGCAGACCAAAGUGCGUAUGAUUGACGCCCUUCAUCGCCGUGGUCGCUUUGCGGCUAUGACUGGAGAUGGUGUGAAUGAUUCCCCUUCCCUCAAACAUGCUGACGUGGGUAUCGCUAUGGGACAGGCAGGGUCGGAUGUGGCCAAGGACGCAUCUGAUAUUAUUCUCACAGAUGAUAACUUUGCCUCCAUCCUUAAUGCUGUUGAAGAGGGCCGUCGUAUCUUUGAUAAUAUCCAGAAAUUCGUCCUUCAUUUACUAGCUGAAAAUAUCGCUCAGGCUUGUACUUUGCUUAUUGGCUUGGCUUUCAAAGAUGCUGACAACCAGUCCGUCUUUCCUCUGGCCCCGGUCGAAAUCCUCUGGAUCAUCAUGAUCACGUCGGGUAUGCCCGAUAUGGGCCUCGGAAUGGAGGUGGCUGCCCCCGAUAUAAUGGACCGUCCUCCCCAGAGCAAGCAAGGCAUCUUCACCUGGGAGGUGAUCAUCGACAUUCUGGUUUAUGGCGUCUGGACCGCAGCACUGUGCCUGGCGGCAUUCUCUGUCCGCAUGUGGGGAUUCGGCGACGGUAAUUUGGCCCGGGGCUGCAACAAGGAGUGGUCAGAGGAGAUCAAAGACUGCGAACUGGUCUUUCGGGCGCGAGCCACCACCUUCGUGUGUCUGACUUGGUUUGCGCUGUUUCUGGCCUGGGAAAUGGUUAACAUGCGCCGGUCCUUCUUCCGCAUGCAGCCGAAAUCCAAGAAAUAUUUUACCCAGUGGAUGUACGAUGUCUGGCGGAACAAGUUUCUUUUCUGGUCCAUCAUGGCUGGAUGGAUCACCAUGUUCCCGAUCCUCUACAUCCCUGUGCUAAACGACGUCGUAUUCAAACACAAGCCCAUCACUUGGGAAUGGGGCAUCGUGGCUGUCGAGGUCGUCUUGUUCUUCAUGGGCGUUGAAAGCUGGAAAUGGGCCAAGCGAGUCUUCUUUCGCCGCAGAGCCCGCAAGAAUCCGAUGUUGGGCCCAUUGCAAGACAUCCCUGAGCGAGCCUAACGACUGCUUCCCUGGUCCGACAUUCAAUGUCAAAUGGACCAGGGAACACGCCUCUCAUUAACCUUCGCGCCUAGAAACACCCAACUGACUACCCUCCUUUUUCCAUGGCCAGGCCAUUACGGCCAUUGCCCAUCUAUUCAAGCCAUGUCUAACCAAAGGCGUAGCACUUUUCCCAUUCGACCAAAAAGAAGCCUUUUGUUUUUCUUUCCUUCCCUUCCUUUCCUUUUUU
Messenger RNA from Aspergillus wentii DTO 134E9, 3367 nucleotides. Its product is annotated as cation-translocating P-type ATPase. Gene Ontology annotation, biological process: intracellular calcium ion homeostasis; calcium ion transmembrane transport. The transcript has 4 exons. The record is from RefSeq and is a predicted model, not a curated record. Bases 1 to 3138 code for a protein of 1045 amino acids. Gene Ontology annotation, cellular component: plasma membrane. Gene Ontology annotation, molecular function: P-type calcium transporter activity; ATP hydrolysis activity; ATP binding. Lineage: Eukaryota; Fungi; Ascomycota; Eurotiomycetes; Eurotiales; Aspergillaceae.